Molecule: messenger RNA, 1005 nt
Organism: Macrobrachium nipponense
Lineage: Eukaryota; Metazoa; Arthropoda; Malacostraca; Decapoda; Palaemonidae
Exons: 1
Coding region: 1-1005 (334 amino acids)
Molecular function (GO): nucleic acid binding
Source: RefSeq, a predicted model, not a curated record
AUGACAGUUGAAGAAUUUUUGCGUGCUUUGUCACUGCAUUCUUUUGAAUAUGGAGUCCCUCGGUUUAUAGUAAGUGAUUUGGGUACGCAAAUAGUAGCAGGAGCCAAUAUUGUUCAGGAUUUCCUGAAGGAUGCUGAGACUGUUCAGUAUUUAACUGAUAAUAAUGCUGAGAAAGUCCAUUUUCAGCAGUACUAUAAGGGCUGCAGUCAGCUUGGAGGAUUGGUUGAGAGCGUAGUCAAAAUGACCAAGCACAUGAUACGGAAGUCAAUCAGAAAUAAUGUCAUUGAAUUUAGGGAUUUUGAAUAUCUUGUUUGUCAUGCUGUACAUUUGAUCAACAGAAGGCCUAUUGCCUUCAAAGAAGCAUUAAGAGAUUGUUCUAAUAAUGUACCAACCCCUAUAACGCCAGAGGAACUUAUUCAUGGAUAUUCAUUGGUCUCUUUGAAUAAUAUUCCUGCAUUACAAGCUGACCCUGAUUCUGAUGAGGAUUUUCAGGUUGAUUUUGAUGUUGUACAUAAAAUUAAAGCAUCUUAUAAGAAGCUGAAACAUGUUAGAACUAACUUGCUGGAAAUCUAUCAUCGGGAUUUCAUGAAGACUUUAAUUAAACAAGCUACUGAUAAGAAGGAUAGAUAUGCUCCUGUAAACCAUAAACAAAUCAGUAUCGGCGAUAUUGUGCUGAUUAAGGAUGAUGGAUAUAAACCUUUUAAUUAUCCUAUGGGAAUUGUCAAAGAAGUUUUCAAGAAUAUCAACGGAGAGGUAACUGCUGCAAAAGUUCUGAAGGGUAAAACCCAUGAAAUAACUAAAAGGCAAGUUACUUCUUUAAUACCACUCUUGAGGAAGGAGUCUGAUGAGGAUGCUGUAGCAUCAGAUGAUGAUGAUGAGGAUGCUGAAGCAUCGAAAGAAGAGAUUCCAGGCAUGGACGUUUCUAGAAAACGUCCACUGAGAAAAGCUGCUGAGAUAUCACGGCAAAAAUUCAAAAGCAUUCUAAACGAUGAUAUUUCAGACUAA